ACUUUUUAAAGAGACAGCAACACUUCUGAGUUCUGAGUUCUGAGUUCUGAGUUCUGAGUUCUGAGUUCUGAGUUCUGAGUUCUGAUUUGUUUGCAUUCCACGUUACUCUCUCUCUCUCUCUUUUGCUUCUCUACAUUAUUGAAGCGGUGAUCACCGAAACGCUACUCUUUCUGGCGUUUUGGUUGGCGGUGAAGUUUUUUGUGUGGUUACUAUCCAUGGGUAGCUCCGGCGGAACCUGGGUUUCCGAUCAGUGACGUGUGUGAAGUGAAGAUGUUUCGUUCUGCAAGAUGGAGGAGUGACAAGAACAGAGUCAAUGUUGUUUUCAAGCUGCAUUUUCAUGCCACCAAGGUGUUACAAUCUGGGGUGGAUGCAUUGGUGCUGUCUAUAGUUCCAGGGGACAUUGGAAAGCCAACAAGGAGAUUAGAGAAAGCUACCGUUCGAGAUGGACAUUGUAGAUGGGAGAAUCCGGUACACGAAACAGUCAGAUUUAUUCAGGACCCUAAAACUGGGAAAAUCAGUGACAAGAUUUAUAAGUUUUUGGUCUCAACGGGGUUAUCAAAAAAUAGCUGCAUUGGGGAGGUUUCUGUUAACUUUGCUGAUUAUGUCGAUGCUACAAAGCCCCUAAGUCUCUCUCUUCCCAUCAGGAAUUCUCAUUGUGAUGCUGCUGUUUUGCAUGUAUUGAUCCAGAGGCUCCAAGAUAAUAGUGAUCAGAGAGAGGAAGAUGAAUGUGAAGAUGCCAAACUAAAAUCUGAUGAUAGGAGCUUAAGAAACCGAUUAAGCAAUGGCCAUAUAGAUGAAAGCAUUAAAAGUUAUUCUUCUGAAGAUGUCUCUGCAAAAGCAAACAUCAAUAGGACAUCUAGUGGAUCUGAUACUACAUUGUCAAGUUCUGAUGACAGUUCUGGGCUUGAUAGUCCCCACGAAAUCGGUAUAGGAAAAACAAACAUCCACUCUACAACAAAUCAGUUUGUUCGCCAAACAUCAGAACCUCAAAACCAAGCUGUCAAUGCCUCAACAUCAAUGCAUGAUGAUGUACAUCAGAGAUCACACUGGGGCUGGUCAGCUGAGUCAGAUCAUGGUUUAAGUACAGGGGAUUCAACCAAUGUUUCUCCUGAUUCACUCCCAAAGAAAAUGUCCCAACAGGAACCUCCUUCAGAAAUUGAGAGAGUCAAGGCUGAAUUUGCUGCUUUGGCAAGGCAUGUGGAUGUGUCAGACCUGGAACUACAGACCCUCAGGAAGCAGAUUGUAAAGGAGAGCAAAAGAGGGCAGGAGCUCGCAAAGGAAGUCAUUAUCUUGAAAGAGGAAAGGGAUGCACUCAGGAUAGAAUGUGACAAUCUCAGGUCUUUCCACAAGCGCAAGGGCGAGGCGGCCACAGUGAGAAGCAGGUCACAAUUGGAAAGCGGAGAUCUUCGAACUUAUGUUGAUGAAAUUAGACAAGAAUUGAAUUAUGAGAAGGAUCUGAACGCAAACCUGCGCUUACAGUUAAAGAAGAUGCAAGAAUCAAAUGCUGAACUAGUUCUUGCUGUGCAGGACCUUGAUGAAAUGUUGGAGCAGAAAAAUCAGGAAAACAAUGCAGUUUUAGGGGCCAACCUCUCUAAAUGUGAACUAGAUGACGAUCCAGAACAGAAAACAUUUGACGAGCUUGUUAAGGAGCGCACUGAUGCCAAGGAAACACACUUACUUGAAAGGAAAAUCAUAGAUCUCUAUGGUGAAAUAGAAAUGUAUCGCAGAGACAAAGAGGAGUUAGAGAUGCAGAUGGAGCAGCUUGCACUGGACUAUGAGAUAUUGAAACAGGAAAAUCAUGGCAUUGCGCAUAAGCUGGAGCAGAGCCAAAUGCAGGAACAGUUGAAAAUGCAUUAUGAAUGUUCAUCUCCUGUUGACAUGAAUGGCAUCGAAACGCACAUUGCGAAUCUGGAAAAUCAACUCAAGGAACAGUCAGAUGAGUUCUCAAAUUCUCUCGCUACCAUUAAGGAGCUUCAAACUCAUAUCAGAAGAUUAGAGGAAGAUCUGGAGAAACAAGCAAAAGGGUUUGCAGCUGAUAUUGAAGCUGUCACACGUGACAAGGUUGAGCAAGAGCAAAGAGCCAUCCAAGCCGAGGAAGCUUUGCGAAAGACCAGACUAAAAAAUGCUGCUACUGCUGAGAGGCUUCAAGAGGAGUUUCAAAGGCUCUCAAUGCAACUAACCUCUACAUUUGAUGAAAAUGAGAAGGCUGCCAUGAGAGCAAUGAAAGAAGCAAGUGAACUGCGUGCGCAGAAAAGUGUACUGGAAGAAAUGCUGAAUAAAGUUAGAGAAGAGCACCAGUCAACUAAAGCUGAUUAUGAGGUAAAACUGAAUGAGCUUUCCAACCAAAUAGAUUCAAUGACAGUUCAGAUACAACAGAUGUUAUUAGAAAUUGAGGACAAGUCCAAGCAGCUUGAAAAUCAGAAGGAACAUGGAGAACAAGCUAGUAGGGAUUUGUCUGAGGAGAUAGGGAUGCUAACUGCAGAAAAUGAAAAGCUUAGAGUGGAGAUUUCACGCUUAUGUGAAGAAGUUGAAGGAAAAGAAAAUUUCAGAACUGACUUGGAACUUAUGAAGAAAACAAUUGAGGAAUCUGAGGAACUGUUACAAAGAGGAACUGUGGAAAGAAAUGAACUCUUGAGUACAAUUGCAUUAUUGAAGAAGGAAGCAGAGGAUUCACUUAGUGAGCUAAAUCGGAUGAAGCAUCUUAAGGAUGAAAAAGAUGUUGAGGCUGGACUCUUGCAGUCAGAGUUGGAAUCCCUUAAAGCUCAAUACAGUGAUUUGAAACACACUCUUUUUGAGGAUGAGGCUGAGAAAGAAAAACUCAGAAAGCAAGUUUUCCAGCUAAAGGGUGAACUAAAGAAGAAGGACGAUGCAUUAAUCAGCAUUGAGAAGAGGUUCAGGGAUAGUAAUGGGCGCACACAAGUUAGUGAUGGAACUAAAACCAUUCCAAAGAACAAAAAGCCUGCUUUAAGUCCUCCUCAACAUUCAAAAGAAAUGGCAAGUCUGAGGGAGAAAAUAAAAACGCUUGAGGGCAAGAUACAGUCAAAAGACAGUGCUUUGGAAACUUCAACAACUUCAUUUCUGGAGAAGGAAAAGGAAUUCCAGACAAAAAUUAUGGAGCUGGAGAGCAAAGUGGAGGAAUUAAAUCAGAGUAUUUCUUUGCAGAAGGUUGCUCAGGAUAGAAUUACUGUUACAAAUGAGAUAUCUAGAGAAAUAAGUAAUGGUGAGCAUCUCGAAGAUGGUGCAUGUGGAUCUGAAGAAAGAGGAGCUGCAUUGUUACUCAAUAGUAAUGUGAACUUGCCAGAGCAGGAAGCUGGAACCUCCAUAAUGGAUACUGAAGACAGCAAUCUUACUGACAUAUUAACCGAGUUAUCGUCACUGAAGGAAAGAAACAACUCAAUGGAAAGCGAACUUAAAGAGAUGCAGGAGAGAUACUCAGAAAUAAGCCUCAAAUUUGCUGAGGUAGAAGGUGAAAGACAAAUGCUUGUUAUGACUGUACGAAACCUCAAGAGUGUCCAGAAGUGCUAAUAGUUUCCACUUGAUACAUUGGAAGCAGUGGAACACAUUUUAAAAUGAAUAAAUUAAUGUGCAUAAUAGUACAAUUCUUGUAUUUUCUUUUCCUUCUCCAAGCCUUGAAUUUUUUCUUCCAAAUGCUAAAUGCUAUCCUGAUAGUUUGUAAUGUAGAAGUGUUAUUUCGUCACUAAUGGUGUUCUUUGGCUAUAAUUAAUGUUCUGCAUAAACUAAAAAACUGAGAAGUUUUAUUUAUUUAUUUGCACAUAUGUACUUUCGCUUUGUUGUAUCUAGAUAUAUAAUACAAAUGAUCAGUUCUUUUAUUGGUGUAA
Lotus japonicus is the source of this 3839-nucleotide messenger RNA. RefSeq names its product intracellular protein transport protein USO1. The coding region runs from base 271 to 3525 and encodes 1084 amino acids. The transcript has 9 exons. The record is from RefSeq and is a predicted model, not a curated record. Lineage: Eukaryota; Viridiplantae; Streptophyta; Magnoliopsida; Fabales; Fabaceae.